UGGAUUAGUCAGUCUGUCUACAUGGACUAGGAAGGGAUGGCUGCGGGAACGAAACUUUUCUCUUUACUCGCAACUCUGUACCUGCUUUUGAACCUCUACCAAGCGUCACCGUCAUCUGGCUCAAAAAAAGCAACCACGGACAAGUGCAGCUUUAAGGGUCUCCAGUCCAACUCUGACGACAAUGGACGGAAGGUUGGGGUCACGUUCCGGACCGACAACUGCACGCUCAACUGGAACCCGCUGGGGAAGCACGCCAUCCACGAAGUGAGCAACGUCACCUUCAGCCACCUGUCCUGCGACAACCAGGCCGCCGUGGUGGUGCACUGGAUGCCCAGCCCUCUCGGGAUCGAACAUGUGAGAGGUUUCCGAGUUUAUCUGGAGGAUAAGAACCCCGAGGGGAAACAGUGCCAGCACAUGGUCUUGAAGGAUCCUCGCCAGCUCAACUUCUCCUUCAGGAAUGUGAGAAUGAGCUCACAGCCCUUUCCUGGCCUGGACUUUGAGACGGACUACAUGAUCAGGAUCAUGCCCUUUCCCACCUUCAUGAAUGAGAGCUUCUUCCCCCCGUCCUUCCUCCGCACUAACACUUGUGAAGUGCUUCUGGGAUCGGACAACCUGGUCUGCAAACCAUUCUGGAAGCCAAAGAGUCUCAACAUCUCUCAGCUUGGAUCCAACCUGCAUGUGGUAUUCGACCAUGCUCCCCCCACCUUCGGAUUCAACAUGUACUACGUAUACUACAAGCUGAGGCAGGACGGCUCCUUCAGGCUCAAGCGCUGCAAGCCGGAAUCCAGCUCUUCCAAAACUACAUGUGUUCUCCAGGAUGUGAUACCUGGAACCUACAUGAUUGAGCUCCGUGACGACAACAACACAACCAGAAGACAGACGCAGUACCACGUAAGCCAAGUGCACUCCCCCUGGGCGGGCCCGAUCCGGGCCAUGGCCAUCACCGUCCCCCUCGUCAUCAUGUCUGCCUUUGCCACGCUGUUCACCGUGAUGUGCCGCAAGAAACAGCAAGAGAACAUCUACUCCCACCUGGACGAGGAAAGCUCAGAGUCGUCCUCUCACACCACUGCUCUUAACGCAGAGAGACCAUGGCCCCGUCCAAAGGUCUUCAUCUGUUACUCCAGCAAAGACUGCCCCAAGCACCUCGCUGUCAUCCAGAGCUUCGCCUACUUCCUGCAGGACUUCUGCGGCUGUGAGGUGGCGCUGGAUCUGUGGGAGCAUUUGGAGAUGUGUAAGGAGGGUCAGAUGGCCUGGCUGAGCCGGCGCAUAGAGGAGGCCCACUUCAUCAUCACCGUCUGCUCCAAGGGCAUGAAGUACUUCGUGGAGAAGAAGCACCGCAGGGGCAAAGGAGGGGCAGGCCGGGGGGCGGGGGCCAGUGCGGGGGCAGGGGCGGGAGGGGCCGGGAGCGGGGAGCUGUUUGUGGUGGCCGUGGCCAUGAUCGCGGAGAAGCUGCGCCAGGCCCGGCAGAGCUCGCCGGACCUCUCCCGCUUCAUGGCCGUGUACUUCGACUACUCCCACGAGAGCGACAUCCCGGCCCUGCUGGACCUGGCCCCCAAGUUCAAGCUGAUGGACCAGCUCCCCUUGCUGUUUGCCCGGCUGCACUCGCGCCAGCUCAGCCUGCCCGAGCGCGAGCCCCAGCCCCUCAACGUCAGCAAGCGCAACUACUUCCGCAGCAAGUCGGGCCGCUCCCUCUACGUUGCCAUCUGCAACAUGCACCAGCACAUCUCCCAGGAGCCCGAUUGGUUCGAGAGGCAGCUGAUGCCCGCCCCCGCACCCAGGGCCCGGGCGCCGCCCCCAGAGAAGUUUGACUCGGGGCUGGUGCUCAACGAGGUGGUGCUGAAAUCUCCCUCCGAAAGCGAGUGCCCGCUCAAGAGCAACGUGCUCCUCCUCCCCCCCUCCGUGUGCCUGGGGCACUGCUCCACCUCGUCGGGGGCCUGCUCCAGCUCCUCACAUGGGGAACCCGAGGGCCCCACCUCCCAGGACGCCAGUGCCCCUGUGAGGCCCCUCCUACAUGCAGACGGCUCGGCCAGCCCCCCUGAAAUGCCCCGGGACUCUGGCAUCUAUGACUCCUCAGUGCCUUCCUCUGAGCUCUCCAUCCCCCUGAUGGAGGGGCUUUCCCCAGACCAGGCGGACUCCUCCUCUCUGGCCGACAGCGUAUCGUCCUCUUCCGGACUGGGAGAUGAGGAGCCCCCUGCUGUCAGCUCUCUACACUGCGCCGGGCCCACCAUCUGCCAAGCAGAGCUGCACCACAGCAUUGAACAGAGGGAAGGACUGCCCACAGUAGCACCCUUGUAGUGCUCAUUGCCUGGACAUGCAUUGCCACUUUACUGCCUUGCCUUCCAGCAGAAGUGCACUUAUCCUGGCCUUACCCACGAGACCCACACAUUGGAUGGAGGAGGGGAGAGGCAGACCCCCACCACCAGAACCCUGCCUGUGUCGUUGGAUUCACCUUUCUGAUUUUCGCAGACUUUAACUGAGGACAAAAUCUGCAGUCUGCUGGAAUGUGCAUAGGCUGGGCGCUAUGUGACCAAAGCGGUUGUAUAUUUUUUACAACCUUGUCCCCUGUAGCGUUAGUGGUAAAAAGGUGUAUAUGUUAGAGUUGGCACAAAUCACCCUGAAAAAAAUAUCCCUUUAUGGUUGCCAUUUCAUCUGUUUUCCCACACAUUUUUAUUGUGAUGACACCAUGAGCCAGUGGUAAUUAACAAAGUACAUAUCUUUGGGAAUGUGUGAAUGAGUAAGUAUUUGUAAGCGUGUAUCUCAGUUUUUUAUUUAUUGUUUUUUUUAAUUGAUUGUUCUCAUACAUGCAUAUGAAAAAUUCUUGGGAAUCCCCCUGUUGUCUAGUUCUGAGGUACUCCAGAAGCACCGGAAAAAAAGGUAGUUUGCUGAGGCUAGAUAUGAGAGUCAAAGCACUUUGAGAUGCUAUUCACCACAGAUUGUGCUUUGUAUAUAAUUUUUAAAAAUGUCAUGCCUUUGUUCAGCAUUAUCACCCUGCUAAACUAUAAAUAUUACAGGCUAAGGUUUACAUGUAUCAAUUAUUCAAUUCACAUAAAUACAUGAUUACUAUUAGGUGCAUACUUUGGUGUGAUUUCCAGAAAUCUCAAAGGCCUAAGUAGAAAGAAAAUGUAUACUGUUGUAAUGACAUUAUUUCAUAUUCCAUCAGUUGUAUAACUCUCGUCUCAGCCGUCUUAUGACUUCAAAGGGUAAUAGUGAGCUUUCUUUGAGGACAUUAGCAAUUGACUGCCCUGUGGAAUCAGAUUCUGCAGUUCACUUUGUACAGCAUGCUGACUUCUGUUUAGGAAUGUUCAUGUUUUUUCCACAGUUGUUUUUUAUUUGAUUUUUAGACCUGUUUGGACACAAAAUGCCAAUCAUCUUUUAAACUUUUAGACAGUUGCAAAUCUUCCUUAUGGUCAUUAUGUAACCCUAGAGACUGGAUUAAUGCCUUUGUUGAGUUAGAAGAAAAGGGGAAAAAGUGAAAAGAACCACCGUCUAGUUUACUUUUAAAUGGGUCCACUUAACUUUGUUGGUACUUUGCAGACUUUGUUCUGACCAUGUUUUAUAUAUAGUUUAGGAUAUUAGAAGUUAUUUCUACAUUAUAUAUAAACUCUGUACUGUUUUAUAGUACCCUAAUGUAGGAA
Megalops cyprinoides (Indo-Pacific tarpon) is the source of this 3635-nucleotide messenger RNA. It is a transcript of the gene il17rd, whose product is annotated as interleukin 17 receptor D. The transcript has 13 exons. The record is from RefSeq and is a predicted model, not a curated record. Bases 37 to 2295 code for a protein of 752 amino acids. Gene Ontology annotation, molecular function: interleukin-17 receptor activity. Lineage: Eukaryota; Metazoa; Chordata; Actinopteri; Elopiformes; Megalopidae.